CGUGCGUGGUGAAUUCAAGUGACACGUCAAACAGCCGGAGCGACAAAAAGUGUAAAGUUUUUAGUGUUUUAAUUAAGAAAAUUAUAAGGCAAAGAAGAAGGGGAAACGCGACAGAGAAUACCGACCGCCACAUAUACACUGCCGUUGCCAUAGCAGUCAUCAUUAAUCCUCCAGAGAACGCAAUCGGCCAAUCGGAGCAAGAUGACGUCGCAAGUGCCGUGUUACACGAUUAUAAACUCCCCGGACCUGGACGUCCCCAAUGAGAUGCAACUGAAACAGGACCUGGAGAAGGGCGACACCAACGUCAAGAUCGAGACCCUGAAGAAGGUCAUCAAGCUGCUCCUCAAUGGCGAACGAUAUCCCGGCCUGAUUAUGACCAUCAUCCGGUUUGUGCUCCCCGUCCAGAAUCAUACGAUCAAGAAGCUGCUGUUGAUCUUCUGGGAGAUCGUACCGAAGACCUCGGCGGAUGGCAAGCUCUUGCAGGAGAUGAUCCUGGUGUGUGAUGCCUACCGGAAGGACCUGCAGCAUCCGAAUGAGUUUCUGCGCGGCUCCACCCUGCGGUUUCUGUGCAAGCUGAAGGAGCCGGAACUGCUGGAGCCCCUGAUGCCAGCCAUUCGUGCCUGUCUGGACCAUCGGCACUCGUAUGUGCGCCGGAACGCCGUCCUGGCCAUCUUCACGAUCUACAAGAACUUUGACUGGCUGGUGCCGGACGGACCGGAGCUGAUUGCCAACUUUCUGGACACCCAGCAGGACAUGAGCUGCAAGCGGAACGCCUUCCUGAUGCUCCUCCAUGCCGACCAGGAGCGUGCCCUCAACUAUCUGGCGUCGUGCAUCGACCAGGUGCACACCUUCGGCGACAUCCUCCAGCUGGUGAUCGUCGAACUGAUCUACAAAGUGUGCCACGCCAAUCCCGCCGAGCGGUCGCGCUUCAUCCGCUGCAUCUACAACCUGCUGAACUCCAGCUCCAAUGCCGUCAGGUAUGAGUCCGCUGGCACCCUCAUCACCCUGUCCCUGGCGCCCACGGCCAUCAAGGCGGCCGCCAGCUGCUACAUCGAGCUCGUCGUCAAGGAGAGCGACAACAACGUGAAACUGAUUGUUCUGGACCGUCUGGUGGCCAUGAAGGAGCACGAGGGCAUGGAGAAGGUGAUGCAGGACCUGGUCAUGGACGUCCUUCGCGUUCUGGCCGCUCCCGAUAUCGAGGUUCGCCGCAAGACCCUGGCCCUGGCUCUGGACUUGGUCUACUCCCGGAAUAUCGGUGAGAUGGUGUUGGUCCUCAAGAAGGAGGUGGCCAAGACCCACAAUGUGGAGCACGAGGAUACUGGCAAGUAUCGCCAGCUGCUGGUCCGCACCCUGCACACCUGUUCCAUCAAGUUCCCCGACGUGGCCGCCAACGUUAUACCCGUGCUGGUCGACUUCCUGUCCGACACCAACGAGCUGGCCGCCGCCGAUGUCCUCGUCUUCAUCCGGGAGGCCAUCCAGAAGUUCCCAGCCCUGCGGGCGCUCAUCAUCGAGCACUUGAUCGAGGCCUUCCCCCAGAUCAAGUCCUCGAAGAUCCAUCGCGCCGCUGUCUGGAUCCUCGGCGAGUACGUGGAGGGGCCUCAGAUCCUGGAGGUGAUUGCCGUCAUCCAGCAGACCUUGGGCGAGGUGCCCAUGGUGGAGGCGGAGCAGCGUCGCCUCGCUGGCGACCAGACGGACGAGCAGCAGCAGUCGCAGGGCAACGGUGCCGGCGAGGGAGCAGCCACAACAUCUGGAUCUGGAACUGGAUCGGGCAAUGCCAGCAAUAAGGUCACAUCCGAUGGUACCUAUGCCACCCAAAGCGCCUACAGCUUGGCACCGGUGGCCAAGGCCGAGAAGCGUCCACCACUGCGUCAGUAUCUGAUGGAUGGAGACUUCUUCAUCGGUGCCGCAUUGUCCGCCACCCUGACCAAGCUGGCGCUGCGCUACGCCGAACUGGAGGCUGAGCCACGCGCCCAGAACCGUCUCACCACCCAGGUGAUGCUCAUCAUGAGCUCCAUCCUCCAUCUGGGCAAGUCCGGCUUCCCCACCAAGCCGAUCACCAACGACGACACCGAUCGCAUCUUUGUCUGCCUCCGGACGCUCAGCGAACGCACUCCCGAGGCCGUUGCCGUCUUUACUUUGUUCUGCCGGGAGGCACUCGGCAAGAUGCUGGACGCCCAGGCCGAUGAGGAUCAACGGGUGCUGAAGGAGAAGCAACGGGCCGCCGCCAAGGUCCAGCCCGAUGAUCCGGUACUCUUCGGCCAGCUGUCCAACGGGCGGGAUAACCAGCUGGGCGAGAAUGUGUUCGAGUCGAGCUUGAACCAGGCCCUGGCUGGAACCAAGAAUGCCCAGAUGAGCGACAUCUCGUCGCCGAACAACAAGCUCAACAAGGUCACCCAACUGACGGGCUUCUCGGAUCCGGUCUAUGCCGAGGCCUACGUCAAUGUGAAUCAGUAUGACAUCGUCUUGGAUGUCCUAAUCGUGAAUCAGACCAACGACACUCUUCAAAACUGCACCCUGGAGCUGGCCACCCUGGGCGACCUGAAGCUAGUGGAGCGUCCGCAUCCAGUGGUCCUCGCCCCGCACGACUUCUGCAAUAUCAAGGCCAACGUUAAGGUCUCUUCCACAGAGAAUGGCAUCAUCUUUGGCAAUAUAGUUUACGACACCGCCUUAAAUACGAAUGUUGUGGUGUUGAACACCAUCCACAUCGAUAUCAUGGACUAUAUCAUUCCGGCCAGCUGCACCGACACCGAGUUCCGGCAAAUGUGGCAGGACUUUGAAUGGGAGAACAAGGUGACGGUCAACACCAGCUUCACCGACCUGCACGAGUAUCUCAAGCACCUGCUGAAGAGCACCAACAUGAAGUGCCUAACGCCGGAGAAGGCAUUGUCCGGCCAGUGUGGCUUUAUGGCCGCCAAUAUGUAUGCCAAGUCCAUUUUCGGUGAGAAUGCUUUGGCAAAUCUGAGCAUCGAGAAGCCUGUAGAUGAUCCCGAAUCCAAGGUCACAGGACACAUACGCAUUCGAGCAAAGAGUCAGGGCAUGGCCUUGAGUCUUGGGGAUAAGAUCAGUUCAUCGCAGAAGCAAUCGGUGCAGGCGGCCUAGUGGAUGUGGAAAGGUAACUGGAACUGGAUGAUCUGGCCGUGGACGACCAGUCAUCAUCAGGAGCGACGCCUCUAGACUCUAGACCGCAUUCCGCAUCAACAAUUCUUCAAUUUAAAAAUCUAAACGUUACAACUUAUGCCUAAAACAAAAAAAAAAUGAAAGAAAAUUAUACAUAUAUUAUACCUUAGCCCCAAAAUGAUGGAAUUGGAAAGAGUA
This is a messenger RNA of Drosophila bipectinata, 3315 nucleotides long. It is a transcript of the gene betaCOP, whose product is annotated as coatomer subunit beta. Lineage: Eukaryota; Metazoa; Arthropoda; Insecta; Diptera; Drosophilidae. Gene Ontology annotation, molecular function: structural molecule activity. Gene Ontology annotation, cellular component: COPI vesicle coat; cytoplasm. The record is from RefSeq and is a predicted model, not a curated record. Gene Ontology annotation, biological process: intracellular protein transport; endoplasmic reticulum to Golgi vesicle-mediated transport; intra-Golgi vesicle-mediated transport.